AGCCAAGAAGAGAAUGGAUGGUGCAGAUGUCUAUGGGAGAAAGAUCACUGUCUGCUUGCCAGAGGAGACACCUUUCUACAACACGAUCAAAAAGCUGACUGCUGCACAUUUGUCGAAACGUCAAGAGAGCCCUUCGCCACAAAGGAAACCUGGCAGAGAACGAAACAGUUCCCGAGGGUUUACUCCGGACCCUCAUGAGCGUGUCAGCGGUGGUUACAUGAUGAACUAUGGCUUAUACGAUGGUGUUUUUGGGAAUUAUGAUUUG
Messenger RNA from Candidula unifasciata, 265 nucleotides. Lineage: Eukaryota; Metazoa; Mollusca; Gastropoda; Stylommatophora; Geomitridae. The record is from the annotation of a GenBank genome assembly.